Messenger RNA from Colletotrichum truncatum, 1782 nucleotides. RefSeq names its product MFS alpha-glucoside transporter. The record is from RefSeq and is a predicted model, not a curated record. Gene Ontology annotation, biological process: transmembrane transport; carbohydrate transport. Gene Ontology annotation, molecular function: carbohydrate:proton symporter activity. Lineage: Eukaryota; Fungi; Ascomycota; Sordariomycetes; Glomerellales; Glomerellaceae. Gene Ontology annotation, cellular component: membrane.
CGCCAACGCGCAUGGCAAAGCCAAGGUCGACGAGAGCUAUCCUGCAGUUUAUUUUCACAUCCAGACCCGAAGCACACAGCUAAAAGCCUUUCAGCAAUUGCAGAUAACUCAACGCAGAAGCUGAUAUCUUCAGCUUGUGCUACUAGCGCAUCUACGAUGGCAACAGAGAAGAUAGUUCCCACUGCAAAAGAACUAGAACAGUUCGACCUGAGCGAUGCGCACACCGUUGAGCUCAUCAACCGAGCUCAAGAGGGCGACGCCGCAGACCGCAAGUUAACAGUCCGUCAAGCUUUAGCAAAAUAUAGAAAGGCAGUCUUCUGGGCCCUGUUUCUAUCUACCAGCUUGAUUAUGGAGGGAUAUGACCUUGUCAUUAUCACUUCUUUCUACGGCCAGACACAGUUCAAACAACGUUUCGGGGUUUACGAUGAAGGAACCCAGGAGAAACUUAUCCCACCUGAGUGGCAAUCUGGACUAUCAAAUUCCGCACUGGUCGGACAGCUUGCUGGCUUGGUUGUAAAUGCCUGGUGCCAGGACAGGUUCGGCGCAAGAUACACAAUGAUGUUCUUCAUGGCUUGGAUGGCGGUCAUGAUUGCUAUCCCAUGCUUUGCACCAUCUUUGCCCAUACUAGCUUGGGGAGAGGCCAUGUGCGGUGUUGCGUGGGGUGUCUUCCAGACAUUGAGCACCACUUACGCCUGCGAAGUAGUCCCCACCGUUCUCCGCCCUUAUGUCACAGCCUACGUGUGCAUGUGUUGGGGCGCUGGUAUUCUCCUGUCCGCCGGAGUUGUUCGCGCUGUCGCUGGCAUUCAGGGUGAUAUGGGCUGGAGACUUCCAUUUCUCCUCCAGUGGGUUUGGCCAGUUCCUCUGUUUAUCGGCGCCUACUACGCUCCUGAGUCCCCUUGGAACGCGGUCCGACGAGGAAAGUUCGAUGUUGCGAGAAGGAGUCUUGUCCGUCUUCGUCAAGACACCCCUGACCGAGAGGUGGAGGUCGACGCCUCCCUAGCCUAUAUCAAACACACCACAGCGCUGGAAGAUGCAGAGACUCACGACGCUACGUUUUUGGAGUGUUUCAAAGGAACCAACCUAUGGCGCACUGAAAUCAAUUGCGUUGUUUGGGCUGCUCAGAUUCUUGGAGGUAAUGCUCUUGUAGCCUACGGCGUUACCUUUCUUCAAGCUGCCGGAUUCUCGGAGAUCCAGUCGCUGAAUCUCAAUAUCUCGCUCUCUGCGUGCUACGUGAUCGGCGGCAUCAUCUGUUGGUUUCUCUUCCCUCAUGUCGGUCGUGCAACCCUAUAUAUGAGCGGUUUAACAUUUCUAUUCUUCUGCAACAUCAUCAUCGGCGGCCUUGGGUUCACUAAAGACGAGAAGGCUCAGAUAGCUAUUGGUGUGAUUCUAGUGGCUUCGAAUUUGGUGAACAUGGUGACGGUCGGGCCUGUCUGCUACCCGAUCGUAGCAGAAACUCCAUCCGGGAGACUUCGGUAUAAGACAAUAGUCAUUGGAAGAUUUGUCUAUAACGUUACCGGAAUCGUGGAACAUACCAUAACUCCACGCAUGAUUUCUCCUAUUGGGUGGAACUGGGGAGCGAAAGCUGGUCUAUUCUACGCUGGUACCAAUUUGAUCUGUAACACAUGGUGUUACUUCCGCCUUCCAGAGACCAAAGACAGAACCUUUGGCGAGCUUGACAUCCUUUUUGAAAACAAGAUCCCCGCUAGAAAGUUCAAGCACACUGCCGUUGACCAGUUCGCUGGGAGGAACGAGACAGCUGGCAAGGAAGAAGAUAUGGCCUAG